AAGAAAUACAGAAUACGAAUGACGUGAUAUACGAAAGUGGGUGUGCCUGCCAUUGGCUUGCCGGCUAUUAAACGUGAAGGUUUUCUUUGAUAUUAUUCGAUAUUAUUCCAAUUUUAUUUUUUGAAAACGGUGUUAUUUGUAUAUAUUAUAAAUAUAUUUAUUACAAUUUGUUAUACAGAUAAAAAUGUCACAACAACAGUACUAUCCGUUUAAAUGUACUCCUACAGUAUAUCCUGCAGAACCAUUUGAUGCAAAUGCAGAUGCAGCACUGUUACGUAAAGCAAUGAAAGGUUUUGGUACUGAUGAGAAAACAAUUAUUGAUGUACUUACAAGAAGAGGAAUUGUUCAGAGAUUAGAAGUUGCUGAAGCAUAUAAAACUUUGUAUGGAAAAGAUUUGAUUAGUGAUUUAAAAAGUGAAUUAACAGGAAAAUUAGAAGAUGUUAUAAUUGCUCUUAUGACACCAUUACCUCAUUAUUAUGCUAAAGAAUUACAUGAUGCUGUUAGUGGAUUAGGAACUGAUGAAGAAGCAAUUGUAGAAAUUUUAUGUACUUUGAGUAAUUAUGGUAUACGUACUAUUGCAGCAUUUUAUGAAAAUUUAUAUGGAAAAUCUCUUGAAAGUGAUUUGAAAGGAGAUACUUCAGGUCAUUUUAAGAGAUUAUUAGUGUCUCUUGUGCAAGCAAAUAGAGAUGAAAAUCAAGGAAUAGAUCAAACUCAGGCUAUAGCAGAUGCACAAGCAUUAUAUGAAGCUGGUGAAAAACAAUGGGGUACAGAUGAAUCACAAUUUAAUGCUAUUUUAGUAACUCGUAGUUAUCAACAAUUAAGACAAACUUUUAUUGAAUAUGAAAAAAUAUCUGGGCAUGAUAUUGAAGUUGCUAUUAAAAAGGAAUUUUCUGGAAAUCUUGAAAAAGGUUUACUGGGAAUAGUGAAAUGCGUAAAAUCAAAAGUUGGUUUUUUUGCUGAACGAUUGUAUGCCAGUAUGCAUGGUAUUGGAACAAAAGAUCGAACAUUAAUUCGCAUUAUCGUUUCUCGAAGUGAAAUUGAUUUAGGUGAUAUUAAAAAAGCUUUUGAAGAACGUUAUGGAAAAUCAUUGGAAAGUUGGAUUGCUGGUGAUACAUCUGGUGAUUAUAAAAAAGCUUUACUUUCGCUUGUUUCUACUUAAAUAAAAAAUAAAUUUGGUAAUGAAUUUUUAAACUUAAA
Molecule: messenger RNA, 1197 nt
Organism: Apis mellifera (honey bee)
Lineage: Eukaryota; Metazoa; Arthropoda; Insecta; Hymenoptera; Apidae
Product: annexin B9
Exons: 7
Coding region: 185-1159 (324 amino acids)
Cellular component (GO): cytoplasm
Molecular function (GO): calcium-dependent phospholipid binding; calcium ion binding
Source: RefSeq, a predicted model, not a curated record